Messenger RNA from Phycodurus eques (leafy seadragon), 3116 nucleotides. It is a transcript of the gene elmo1, whose product is annotated as engulfment and cell motility 1 (ced-12 homolog, C. elegans). Gene Ontology annotation, biological process: actin filament organization; cell motility. The transcript has 23 exons. NCBI's taxonomy places the organism in Eukaryota, Metazoa, Chordata, Actinopteri, Syngnathiformes, Syngnathidae. Bases 220 to 2442 code for a protein of 740 amino acids. Gene Ontology annotation, cellular component: plasma membrane; guanyl-nucleotide exchange factor complex. The record is from RefSeq and is a predicted model, not a curated record.
CCCUCUCGGCCCUGUGCGGCUUCGGCGCAAACGGUCGCCUUUUCGCUAGCAUGUCGGCACCGACCGAGUCAGAAAAGUUUGUUUAUCCGCUGAACAUUUUGAAUCCUUUGAGCAGGUUGGAAUAGACCAGGAGGCGCGGUUGCGUUGCCGAUGACCCCCCUCCAGCUUUGAAGGAGGAGGCGCGAGAGCACCCGCGCCGCCGCCGCCGCCGCCGUCGCCAUGCCGCCGCCCGCCGACACCGUCAAGGUGGCCAUCGAGUGGCCGGGGGCCUUCCCCAAGCUCAUGGAGAUCGACCAGAAAAAGCCUCUGUCGGCCAUCAUCAAAGAAGUCUGCGAGGGUUGGUCGUUGGGGAACCAUGAAAAUUUUGCGCUGCAGAUCGCCGACGGCACAAAUUUCUACAUCACGGAAAAGAAUCGCAGCGACAUCAAGAACGGGUCCAUCCUGCGCUUGACCACCUCGCCUUACCAGACGGCGCUGCAGCUGCACGAGCGCAUCCAGUCGUCCAGCAUGGACGCCAAGCUGGAGGCGCUGAAGGACCUGGCGAGCGCCUCGCGCGACGUCACCUUCGCGCUGGACUUCAUCAACAUGGACGGCAUCUCGCUGCUGACGCAGAUGGUCGAGAGCGGCACCGAGCGCUAUCAGAAACUGCAGAAGAUUAUGAAGCCCUGUUUCGGAGACCUGCUGUCGUUCACGCUGACGGCCUUCGUGGAGCUGAUGGACCACGGCGUCGUCUCCUGGGACACGUUUUCCGUGGCCUUCAUCAAGAAGAUCGCCGGCUACGUCAACAAGGCGGCCACGGACGCGGCCGUGCUGCAGCGCUCGCUGGCCAUCCUGGAGUCCAUGGUGCUCAACAGCCAGGACCUCUACCACAAGGUGGCGCAGGAGAUCACCAUCGGGCACCUCAUCCCGCACCUGCAGGGGACGGAUCAGGACAUCCAGACGUACACCGUCGCCGUCAUCAACGCGCUCUUCCUCAAAGCUCCCGAGGAGAGGAGACAAUUUGAUGAGCGCGUUGUGGACAUCCUAAAUUGUCCUCUGACAGAGAUGGCUCACAUUUUGGCCCAGAAACAACUGCGCUCCAUCAUCCUCAGCAACGUGAUCCGGAGCCCGACGCCCAUCAACGACGAGAUGGCGCACCAGCUGUACGUUCUGCAGGUUCUCACCUUCAACCUGCUGGAGGACCGCAUGAUGACCAAGAUGGACCCCCAGGACCAGGCUCAGCGCGACAUCAUCUUCGAGCUGCGGCGGAUCGCCUUCGACGUGGACUGCGAGCCCAACAGCGGCGGCGGCGUGGACAAGCGCAAAUCCAUGUACACGCGAGACUACAAGAAGCUCGGGUUCAUCAACCACGUGAACCCGGCUGUGGAUUUCACGCAGAUUCCUCCCGGCAUGCUGGCGCUGGACAACAUGCUGUACUUGGCGCGGCACCACCAGGACGCCUACAUCCGGAUUGUUCUGGAGAACAGCAGUCGAGAAGACAAGCACGAGUGUCCGUUUGGCCGCAGCAGCAUCGAACUCACGAAGAUGCUCUGCGAGAUCCUCAAAGUGGGCGAGCUGCCCAGCGAAAACUGCCACAACUUCCACCCGAUGUUCUUCACGCACGACCGCUCCUUCGAGGAGUUCUUCUGCAUCUGCAUCCAGCUGCUCAACAAGACCUGGAAGGAGAUGAGGGCCACCGGCGAGGACUUCAACAAGGUCACGCAGGUGGUGCGGGAACAGAUCAUGCGAGCGCUGACGCUGAAGCCUAACUCGCUGGACCAGUUCAAGAGCCGCCUGCAGAACCUGAGCUACACGGAGAUCCUCAAGAUACGCCAGUCGGAGAGGAUGAAUCAGGAAGACUUCCAGUCCCGCCCCAUCCUGGAGCUGAGGGAGAAAAUCCAGCCGGAGAUUAUGGAGCUGAUCAAACAGCAGAGGCUCAAUCGACUGUGUGAAGGAACGUGCUUCAGGAAGAUCAGCAGUCGCAGGAGACAAGACAAGUUCUGGUACUGCCGUCUGUCACCCAACCACAAGGUCCUGCACUACGGGGACCUGGAGGAGAGUCCCCAGGGGGAGGUUCCCCACGACUCUUUGCAGGACAAACUGCCCGUGGCGGACAUCAAGGCGGUCAUCACGGGAAAAGACUGUCCUCACAUGAAGGAGAAGGGCGCUCUCAAGCAGAACAAGGAGGUGCUGGAGCUGGCCUUCUCAAUCCUAUAUGAGUCAGAUGAGUAUUUAAACUUUAUUGCCCCGGACAAGCACGAGUACUGCGUGUGGACCGACGGUCUGAACGCACUCCUGGGCAAGGAGAUGACUAGCGACUACACCAAAUCUGACAUGGACACGCUGCUCUCCAUGGAGAUGAAGCUACGCCUGCUGGACCUGGAGAACAUCCAGAUCCCCGAAGCGCCGCCCCCCAUUCCCAAAGAACCCAGCAACUACGACUUUGUUUACGACUGUAACUAGACUAGCUUAGCCCUGCUGUACUCACUGGACAAUUUCAAGAACUGUGAUUGAGGUGUUUUUUUUUUUCCCCUGGCUUCCUCGUUGCCAUGGAGACCUGCAGAAACCAGGAAGUGUUCCCUUAAAAUCGAGAAAUUCCUUUUUUUUUUUUUAAAUAUGAUUUGUCCUCAGGGCUUCUGUGGCAGAGAGGGUUGGCCAUGUUAGUUGUAGUCCACUUGUUUAUUUCCUGUCACAUAACACGAAUUUCACCGUAUUCGUGGCAGCUAAAUGUUGUAAACGAGAAGUAUGUUUAAAAAAGAUUCUCACUUCUUGUCCACUCAAGACUGUUACAACUUUUUUUGUUGUCACAAAUUCCCUGAAUGACUGCUGUAUACCACAUUCCUGAGCAAUAUUGACUUCAUUUAUUUCGUGUUUAUUUCUUUGUGAAGCUGUUGCUAAAGUUUUGGGGUGAAAAGCGAAGCUCUUGUGUUGACAAAAAUUUGAAGGUUAAUGUAUUUUUUUUAAUUUAAAAACAGAUCAUUGUUGUGAUUUAGUAUGGUUUAUAUAUAUCAAAUACAUUUACACCCCGACACACACAUGCCUGCCUUUCCCUCCUAUUUAAACUUGUCACAUUUUGUCUUUAGGAUUUUUAAAAGCCCCACAAAACUGCUGUUUACAUUAAAGAUUGAAAGAUGUAA